Molecule: messenger RNA, 1707 nt
Organism: Boeremia exigua
Lineage: Eukaryota; Fungi; Ascomycota; Dothideomycetes; Pleosporales; Didymellaceae
Exons: 1
Coding region: 1-1707 (568 amino acids)
Source: RefSeq, a predicted model, not a curated record
AUGGAGACGCAGCGCCGCGCCGCGCACUGGCUCGACCGCUACGCGACCUCCUACCACGCCUGGACCCGCGACGCGUCGCACCCGCGCCGCUGGACGCGCCCGCUGGGCCUGGUCGAGACAUCCUUCGACGCCGAUGGCGAGUACGCGGGUGGCCGCGCCGACAUCACGGCGACCCUGCGGUGCGGCGUGGUGCACUCGCUUUCCGCCCGCGAGUGGCGGCAGCGCAUCGGGCUGGCGUGGGCGGCGCUGCGGCUGCGGCACGUGCUACUGCUCAGCCGGGCCUUUGACGCCGCGGACACGGGGCUGCGGGGCUUCAGCGUCGAGGUGCCGGGGGACGUGGAGCGGGCGGUGGGGGAUGCGGUGCGGGGCACGGUGUGGGCGUGCGAGGGGCUCGAUGCGAGUGAUGUGCACGAGCAUGCGCUGAACGCGGGGCGGGUGGUUGAGCCGCGCGAGUGCAUGUCGAAGUUGCAUGUGUUGCCGGGGCGGCGGGGGGCGGACGGGGUGAGCGAGGUUGCGUUUCUGGUGGUGAUGGCGCAUGAGAUUUCCGACGGGCUAAGUGCGUAUGCGUGGUUCAAGGACUUUGUGCGGCUGUUGAAUCUGCCGGUGGGCGCGAUCGAGGACGAGAUUCGGGCGUCGUUGGAGCCGGGGGUGGUGGAGGCGCGGCUGCCGCCUGCGCAGGAGGACUUGUAUCCGCGGAUUGGCGGGAACAGGGCGAGGCAGCGGUGGAUAUGGGCGAUUCUGCGGGUGCUGCGGCAUGUCAAAAGCGCGCCUCCGCCGACGUUCGAGAACCCUUUGUACCGGCAAGAGCGGCUCGAGAAAGCCAGGCCGCUGCAGCCAAAGUACCCCCAGCUAUUCUCCUACGAGAGCGCAGACAUGCCGCCCAUGUCAACGGGCCAUAUCAAUGCAACGCUCUCGCCGUCUGCAUCGGCACGCGUGAUCAGCCUGUGCCGCGCCGCAAAGCUGAGCAUCGGGGCGGGCUGUUUCGCGCUCGCAGGACUGGCGAUGAUGGACAUACACGCGUUGCGGUAUCCGUCACUCAGCGCCUCCGAAAUUCCCGCCAUGACGGCCUCGUUCCCGCUAAACCCGCGCGCAUUCUUUACCAACCCGCCGCCCACGGAUUCGUGCAUGCUCGCCUUCAGUGACGGCGUCGCAAUGCCAUUUACGCCCUCUAGUCUGCCCAUUGAGAAGCGCUUCAGACUCGCAGCCAAGACGGCGAACCGCGAAUUGAAAGCGUACCAGAAACGGCUCAAGACCUCGGACAAAGGCGAGAUCAGCGCUGGGCUGGACAAGCAUGCGCCCGGGCGGUUGCUGGCGACGGGGUAUUUGGCGAUGCUGGAGCGUGUAGAGUCGAAAAUUCCGCCGCAUAGACAACUCGGCGUUGGCAAUCCGCAGGGUGAGUUGCAAGCUAACGGCGGGUAUAGCGCGACGUGUGGAGUCAGCAGUGUGGGGAGCUUGAAAGGGUUCCUCGCGCCUGGAGACUAUGAUUUGCACAACAAGAGUAAAGAUUUUGUCGCGGAUUACAGAGGCCUGAGAAUGGGUGUGCGGGCAAGAGAGAACGAGUUCCUGAUUGGAAGCUCGACCGACUCGGAAGGGCGCGUUGGGUUUGGUGUGAGCUACGACAUGAACGCCAUUGAUCCCGAAGCGGCAGAAAUGUGGGCGAAGACGAUUACGGGGUUGCUGGAGAAGGACGGCGGACCGAAACUGUAG